Paramecium primaurelia is the source of this 962-nucleotide messenger RNA. Lineage: Eukaryota; Ciliophora; Oligohymenophorea; Peniculida; Parameciidae. The record is from the annotation of a GenBank genome assembly.
AUGGGAUCAUGUCAACAUUUGUGCAGAUAAUAACAUACUUUAGAAUAGGAAAUCACAAUUCAAUAAAAAAAUAAGUAAAGAAAAGAAUCUGAUAAGGAUUCAAAGACUGAUCAUUUAUGUUCUUAAAAAGGAGUAUUAGAUGAUCUUGUUGGAGAAGAAUUCAAGUCACCUAAAGAAAUUAAGUAAUUUACUAAAAGAAUUUAAAAUUUUGAAAUAUCUGGAGACAGAAAAAACAGAUUUAUGCAUGAUAUUGAAGAAGAGAUAAAGUAUAUCAUAUAAAAAAAGUAUGUUAUUAAUUAUAAUCUAGUAUUUAAGAAGAAUAAGAAAAUUUGAAACGUAUUCAAUAAAUUUAUGAAUAAGAACUUGAACUUUAAAGGAAAGAAUAAAUUAAGAAAUAAAAAGAAUAAUUAGAUAACUAAUUUUCUUUUUAAAAUUCCAUUAAUUAAUCAAAUGACUAAUAAAGUGUAAAUCCCUUCUAACCUAAAUCAACAUCUUAAUUUGCUCCUAAAAGAAAUGAUAAUGAUACAGUUUCUUAAAAAUCUUAAAUCUCCAAAACUCCAACUCCUCCUUGUAAAGAUAAAUCUAUUUCAUCCUAAUCUGAUAUUAUGAGAAAAAGUGCUUUAAUGAAAAUAGUUUAAGUAAGAGAAGAAUUAGCCAGUAAUAAUGCAAGUAAAGGAUCUUCUAAAAAAAAAAUGAUGCUUGAUGCUUAUGAAAAAAUGUUUAGUGAAUUCUUUUCAGCAGAUGAAAAAGGAUCAAGUAGUUAUAGUAAAACUUAAAAGAGUCAUAAAAGUAUAUUAAAAAAUAGAUCUUUAACACAUCGUAGUUUCUCUGGUAGUAAAUCAAUUAAAUCUACUCAUACAGCUGUUAGAAAAUCAAAAAAAGUAAGAUUUUCUCGAGAUACAAAUUUCAGUUAUGAAAGAAAAGGAAUUGAAAAGAAAAAGAAAAGUUUUUGGGAUUGGUGA